CCGUGUCCCCCUCCCGCCGGGCCGGGCCCGCGCCAUGGCCGCCUCGCCGGGCUCGGGCAGCGCCAACCCGCGGAAGUUCAGUGAGAAGAUCGCGCUGCACACGCAGCGGCAGGCCGAGGAGACGCGGGCCUUCGAGCAGCUCAUGACCGACCUCACCCUGUCGCGGGUCCAAUUUCAGAAGCUUCAGCAAUUGCGCCUCACACAGUACCAUGGAGGGUCUUUACCAAAUGUGAGCCAACUACGGAGCAGUGCGUCAGAGUUCCAGCCCUCACUUCACCAGGCUGAUAGCGUCCGGGGGACCCGCCACCACGGGCUGGUGGAGAGGCCAGCCAGGACCCGCUUUCACCCUCUCCACCGAAGGUCUGGGGACAAGCCGGCACGACAAUUUCACUUUGAUGGUAGUACUUUCGGAGCCAGUUACUCCUCACAGCCCCUGGAUGAGAGUUGGCCAAGGCAGCAGCACCCUUGGAAAGAAGAAAAGCAUCCUGGGUUCAGGCUGACAUCUGCACUUAACAGGACCAAUUCUGAUUCCGCUCUUCACACGAGUGCUCUGAGUGCCAAGCCCCAGGACCCCUAUGGAGGAGGAGGCCAGUCGGCCUGGCCUGCCCCAUACAUGGGUUUCUGUGAUGGUGAGAACGAUGUACAUGGAGAAGUGCUGUCCUUCCCUGGCCCGUUGAAAGAAGAGAAUCUGUUAAACGUUCCCAAGCCACUGCCAAAACAACUAUGGGAGACAAAGGAGAUUCAGUCCCUGACAGGGCGCCCUCGAUCCUGUGAUGUUGGAGGUGGCAAUGCUUUUCCACACAAUGGUCAAAACAUAGGCCUCUCGCCCUUUUUGGGGACCCUGAACACCGGGGGGUCAUUGCCAGAUCUAACCAACCUCCACUACUCCGCACCCAUGCCAGCCUCACUGGAUACCAGUGACCACAUCUUUGGGAGUAUGAGUGUGGGGAAUAGUGUGGGCAACCUGCCGGCUGCUAUGACUCACCUGGGCAUAAGAAGUUCUUCUGGUCUCCAGAGCUCUCGGAGUAACCCGUCCAUCCAGGCCACACUCAACAAGACAGUGCCGUCCUCGUCCCUGAACAGCCACCCACAGGCGUCCACCCCCAGCGCCUCGGCCCUUCACCCAUCCCUCCGGCUCUUCUCCCUCAGCAACCCGUCUCUCCCCACUGCAGCCAUGAGUGGCCCCUCCCGGCGGAGGCAGCCCCCAGUUAGCCCUCUCACGCUCUCUCCAGGCCCUGAAGCCCAUCAGGGUUUCAGCAGACAGCUCUCAGCCACCAGCCCUCUGAACCCCUAUCCUGCGGCUCAGAUCGUGUCCUCAGACCGAAGCCCACUUUCUUUCCUGCCCACAGAAGCUCAAGCUCAAGUAUCCCCACCGCCCCCUUACCCUACCCCUCAGGACCUCCCUCAGCCCCUCCUACAGCAGCCCCACACCCAGGAGGCCCCUGCUCAGCAGCCUCAAGCUGCCUCAUCCCUGCCUCCAUCCGGCUUCCCCCUCCUCACAGCCCAGGGUUCAUCUUUGACCAACUUCUUCCCAGAUGUGAGUUUUGACCAGCAGUCCAUGAGGCCAGGCCCUGCCUUUCCUCAACAGGUGCCCCUGCAGCAAGGUCCCCGAGAACCACAGGACUCAUUUCAUGGGAGACCAAACCUGUAUUCCAACUGUGGGACUUUCCCCAACACCAUCCUGACAGAAGACUCGAGUACCAACCUGUUUAAAGACCUCAGCAGUGCGCUAGCGGGCAUGCCUGAGGUCGGCCUGAACAUGGACACUCCAUUUCCACUGGAAGAAGAGCUCCAAAUAGAACCCCUGAGCCUGGAUGGCCUCAACAUGUUAAGUGACUCCAGCAUGGGCCUGCUCGACCCCUCUGUGGAAGAGACAUUUCGGGCUGACCGACUGUGAACAGAAUGGAAUAGGCCACGAGAAUUUAUUUCUGAAGGGGCUCAACUAGAACGGCGUAGAAUGGAGCCAGCAACAUCCUCUGGGCCUGAGUCAUCUCGGGCUUCUGAAAUGGAAGGAGCCGAUUCCAUGACUCCUAGCUUCCUGAAGAGGUCCCAUCUCAUACCCCAUGGCUCACUCCGGAUCCCAGAGCUGUGCGCUGCCUCUCAGGCCUGUGGCCCAGGUGACACUGCUGCAGGCCAGCUGCUUCCGAGCUUCCGCUGACUCGGCCCUCACCGUGACCAGUACACUUUUACUGGCCAUCUAAUCUGCCGAUGUGUACAAAUAGAACCGCGUAAUGGGGGCUGCAGUCACGUCAUGCCGUGCCCAGAACCACUGAUCUUUGUCAACACUGAAGAAGGGGUCUGGCCUGGGGGGUGGUGGGGGUUGCAGGCCUUCGGGGGUUGGCUCAGCUACGAGCAACGGUACCACAGCAUCAUGAUGCCUUCUCCGCUCUGCCUGCCCCAGCUUGGCCCCUGCCAGCUGCUGGCCCAGCAGAUGCCCAUGGUCUCCCAGUUGCCUUAAUUCCAAUAUGAAGAAUUUUUAUUUUUUACCACGAUUUCAAGAACAAAUUUGAGUUAAGCAAACUGAAUGCUCAUUUGUUUUCUCCAAGUAUAUAAUCUAUCUGCUGCUUCAGUACACUCUUUCCUGUGGACAAGGGGAGAAGGGGGCUGCUUUAUUCAGUCACUGAAGAAAAAACAACAAAAACCCACCCUUCAUGAUGGAUGAGCCUGAAGAGAAAAGCACUUCCUCUCGAUGACUGAGGCAAGAGAGGAAAGCUGCAGGUAGCCCGCAGACACACAAUGUCUUCCAGACGGGCUCCAGACAAGCACAGGCCCUCCCUCACCACAGACCACUGGAGGGAUGCCGGAGGUCGGAGCCAGACCCCCCAGCAGCUGAGCUAGCAGCAGGGGGAAGUUGUUUCUCUAUGGAACGGGAGUGUCUGCGUAAUCCCGCUAGACCGUAAGCUCCUUGAGCACAGGGACUGUGCCUUAUUUGUUACCAAACCCUUAGUACCUAACAAGUGCUGGCACUGGGUAGGUGCUGCGUUACCAUGUGUUGAAUGCAUGAAUGAACGAACGAAGGAAUGAAUGAAUCUGCCUUGCCACAAGGCAGUCUAAUCUUUAGCUAGCCCCGUUCCUUGCCAAAUCUCAGAGCUUUAGCUUUUCUAACACUUGUGCCUGUGGUUAAGCUAAGCAUGCACUUUAUAUGCUUCUAACACUAGGUGACCAAAUCCACAAUUAGGCCAGGAUGCCCUGUUAUCCUCGAGGGUAUGCUCCAGAGCAGGAGGGGGAAACUGUCUUCUGAGUGAAUCCAGCACAGCUGGGGAAGCUGAGGCCUUGGGAAUUGGUGCUGGGACCUUGGGGAUCCCAGCCAGGCCCCUACCUCAAAAAUCUUCCCUUUCAGAUCCAUGUUUUGCUCUAAAUUGCUUUAAAAAGAGAUUCAUUCUUUGAGGUUGCAGAAAAAGUCUACAGUAAAAUGAAGGCCAAACUCGUGAAGCCGUCAUUAGUACCUUAGCAUAAAAUGGUAUGGCUGGAUUUCCACCACUGCUUGCCUCCUCUGACUUAGCCCCUGACCAGACACCUGACCGGUGGACUUGAAGAGGACGGAGGGGUCUGAUGCUUCAGAGCAUCUGUAGGGAGGGGUCUGGGCCGUGGGGCAGAAUGCAGGUGCAGGAGGACAGAACCAGGAGGACAGGAGCACUGGAGGAGAGACAAAAGGUGCUGGGACUUUUGCCCAGAUAGCCACUGCCCUUCCAGGGAGACACCAGGAGUGUGGCUAGAGGCCGCUACACGGUCCCCACCUGAAGAAGCAAGGCUGCACCUAACAGGUCUGAAUCUGACACAUUGGCGCCCCUUGACAAGAAGAAUGUGUAUUGGGAUCCUGGGCUCUGAACCUCUCCAGGCCUCAUCCCAUUUCUGUCUCCAGAGGGAUCACGUUACCUCCAGUCUGAGAUAACCCCAAUGGCACAUCUGCAGCUUCCUCUGUGGGGCACAAGCCCUCCACUUCACCUUAGCCCCAAAUCUCUGCCUUUGAAUUGGGAAAUCCAGCCAGGGCCCUCGCCUAAGCUCCAAAUCUCAUUCCCAGUGAAGUUUUCAGAUCCCUUUACACCGAGGAUCUCAGGAGGGUGGUGACUUGUUGUUAAAGUGCAAGCCCUUUCCUUGUGGUGGGAGACAGUGUGCUAGAAGGAGCCAGCUCCAUGCUGCCUUUCCCGUGUCAGAGGGCCCCAUCUGGCCUUUCAGGCGGGGAAUGGUGCUGCUGUGAGGAGUUUGGGUGUUCUUUAAGUGGAGGUCCCAGCAUAACCCACCCUUUGUGUGGUGCCUCACCUGGCGGGAUUACCCGCUCCCUGUCUGCAGCAGACCUGCCUUUGCAGGAGCCCCGGGACCUACCUACACGAUGAAGCACGCUGCCGCCUCCCCCACUCCGCCCCACACAUCCUCCCGGUGACUCGAGGAGAUGGAGGCUCCCAGGAAAAGUGACUUGUCCGAGAGAAGUAUAAUGAUGACAGUAAGGCUUAGCACUGAAUUAAAUUUGUCCCUAGGUCCACCGGUCCAGUCUUUUCCUGUGAAAAGGUUUUGGGCAUUAUCCAACCCACUUUGCUUACACGGCAUCAAGGGCACCCUUGGGCGGGUGUCACUCUGACCUCCAGGGGUAAGUCUGCCCUCACUGCUGCCUUUGCAACAAACCAGGAAUGGUCCUUGGCACCUGAAGUGGCUACGUGCACCAGAAUAACUAUCUUCCAAUAUUUAGUCUUGUUACGAGAAGAUUGACGGCUGUACUACUCUCAUUUACUAGCAGUUAAACAGUGUAGAACUAGAAACUUAUCUGUGUUCUCUGUUUCCUUUCUGUACGGUUGUGGUUUGUAGGACACACGGUGUUAGGAGAAACUUUCUUCCGAUCACGUCAAGACCAACAUAAAUUCUCCUCUGUCCUGUUUCAUUUCUCCGAAAUCUACUGUAUAUUAGCCAAGCUGAAGCGUUGUGUAUUCCAGUCCAUCUGCGUAUUUGAAGCCGUUUCCAACUCUGACUCUCGUUGGCUCUGUUAUGUACAGGUGAUUCCAUCACUUGCCGGUGGGACCGUCACAGCAACUAAUCAGACUUCCCCCCAGUGUCCUAACUCCCAGGUCCCUUGUUAAACAAUAUUUAAAGAUUGGAAUUUGUAUAAAGUAGCUUCCAAGUUUUAUAAUAUAUCGUUUUACAUCUUUCGUAAUUAAAAGCACAAUAAGGUUGUAUCUGCA
Messenger RNA from Canis lupus familiaris (dog), 5171 nucleotides. RefSeq names its product CREB regulated transcription coactivator 3 (gene CRTC3). Gene Ontology annotation, molecular function: cAMP response element binding protein binding. Gene Ontology annotation, cellular component: nucleus; cytoplasm. Gene Ontology annotation, biological process: positive regulation of transcription by RNA polymerase II; protein homotetramerization. The transcript has 15 exons. NCBI's taxonomy places the organism in Eukaryota, Metazoa, Chordata, Mammalia, Carnivora, Canidae. The record is from RefSeq and is a predicted model, not a curated record. The coding region runs from base 35 to 1897 and encodes 620 amino acids.